This is a messenger RNA of Lindgomyces ingoldianus, 1063 nucleotides long. Its product is annotated as NAD(P)-binding protein. The record is from RefSeq and is a predicted model, not a curated record. Bases 131 to 892 code for a protein of 253 amino acids. Gene Ontology annotation, molecular function: oxidoreductase activity, acting on the CH-OH group of donors, NAD or NADP as acceptor. The transcript has 2 exons. NCBI's taxonomy places the organism in Eukaryota, Fungi, Ascomycota, Dothideomycetes, Pleosporales, Lindgomycetaceae.
UCUCACAAUAAUUGAUUUUAUAACUCGCGACUCGCCGCACGACAAGUCACCAUCAAACGCACCUCUCAUCUAUUUUUUUUCUCUCACCUAUCAACUGCACCCGCCCGAAUAAAAGCAAACAGCAAACAUCAUGAGAAACAUCCUAAUCGUAGGCGCCACGCGAGGCCUGGGGCACUCUCUGGCGAUCCAGUACGCCAAAAAGGGCAUGACUGUCUAUGCCACUGCCAGAUAUUCUAUUCCUCAAACACCAUCGCACGGCAUCCACUGGAUCGCCAACGUCGACGUUUCGCACGAAGGAGCCGGCCGUCGAAUCGCCGCGCAUUGGGAAGAAGAAACCAAAAUUGAUCUCCUUGUCAUCUGCGCCACGUACUUCGCGAGCGAGACUUUCGACGGCCUGCAUUAUGACAAGGAAGUCGCCAUGUACAAGACCGUUGCAAUUGGACCGGUUUUCUUGGUCCAACAUCUUGUGCACGCAGAAAUAUUAAAAAAGAAUAGUAGAGUUGUUUUGGUGGGAUCGGAGAAUGGGAGUAUUGCUUUGCGACACGAGAGUGGCGGGGGAGGCAAUUAUGGGGGGCAUGGUAGCAAAGCUGCACUUAACAUGGUCGGGAAGCUGUUAAGUAUUGAUUUGAAGCCGAAAGACAUCCCGGUUGCUAUUGUGCACACUGGGUAUCUCCGGAAAGAAAAUAAGGAGGGCUUCUUCGAGCACAGCGGAGACAAGCACGCUGUCAAACCCGACGAAGCAGCGACCGCACUCCGCGACUGGCUCGAAACCUUCGACAUGUCCAAGACCGGCGAAUUCUGGGCUGUCCGUGGAGCCGCAGACAUUAAGACUGCCGAAGCUGUACUCGGUCCUCUAGACUCGCUUCCAACGCCACUUCAGCUUCCAUGGUAAAUGCAUUUUUUUCCCACCUUGCAUGGGCGACUCAGGCGCAGUAUGCCUUUGGCGAUUCUAGGAGUUUAGGUUUCAAUAGGUUUAGUACGAUGUUCUGAGGUUGGGGUCUUCGACAUCCUAAUAACGACCUGUGGAUGGAAAUUGAAUUCCUUUAUGUGAUAUGGCGGGGGG